Molecule: messenger RNA, 2488 nt
Organism: Oenanthe melanoleuca
Lineage: Eukaryota; Metazoa; Chordata; Aves; Passeriformes; Muscicapidae
Gene: CKAP2L
Product: cytoskeleton associated protein 2 like
Exons: 7
Coding region: 1130-2299 (389 amino acids)
Cellular component (GO): cytosol; mitotic spindle; centrosome
Source: RefSeq, a predicted model, not a curated record
ACGAUGCAGCCGUGGCAUUGCGUGGUACCGCACAGCCUUGCAUGGCGUGGUAUGGCAUUAAGUGGCGCUGCACGGCAGGGCAGGGCACGGCACGGCAGCGCACACCGCGCCGUGGCACGUUGUGGCCUGGCUCAGUGUCGCAUGAGGCGGCUUGUCACGACACGGCAGCCGCGUCGCCGCACGCACCCACCGCGGCGGCCGCGACCACAGCAGGGGACGCGUUGUCACCGCCCCCUGCCCCCGCAGCCAAUAGCGGAGCCAAAGCCGGCGCUUGGCUCUCUCCAUUGGUCGGUUUGAAGAAGGCGGUGGCCAAUAAAGGCGCGGGGGCCGGUGGGAGCGUCAGUUGCGGUGCCGCGGCUGGGAUCGAGCGUCCGGGAGCGUCGGAGCUGGGUCUGAGUCUGAGGGGUCCCGGUGCUGGGGGGCGCGGGCGGCCUGGGGGCCUCUGGGGGCGGAGGAGAGCGGAGCUGUGAGACCCUGCGACGCGGGGGUGCUGCGACCUGCGGACCCUCAGGGGCGGGAGCAAGAAAGGUGAUAUGGAGUGUGCAGUAAAAGGUCCCAAGAGCAUGGCAGGCAAGGAGCUAAAUCCACACAGCACCCUGGAUUCCCUCUUCAGAAGCCCUCAAAUACAUCCCAGGGAGCAGGAAGGCUGCAGACAGCAAACAUCAUGACUCUUCCUGCUUCCAUGCAGACCAGUGGCAAGCUGUCACCUUCAGCCCCUGGUCAGCUAAACCCAGAAGGGAGCCAGAAGCCUGCACAGGAGACUGUCACUGCUGCAGCAGCUCAGGUGGGAAGUGACCACCCUCCUCCUGGAGCAUUCUCUGAGUAAGGGGCUGCAGGACAGGCUGGUCUGGCACAACCUCGACCCACGAGCUUCCACAUCCCUGCAGCAGUUGAGAACUGUUCAAUCUGCUGCAGACAGUCUCAGGAAGGCAGGAGUCUCGGCCCACAGGCAAAAUUCAUCUGUAACAUCAAGCCCGUUCUGGGUUCAAAAGGCAGAAUUGGGAACCAGCAACCUCAGGAAGAGCCAGAUGUGGAUAAAUUCAGGAAAACCCUGGCUUUACAAAAUACAAGUAUUGGAAAUGGACCAUUGCAGCUCUCUAGAUGCCUUUCUGCUUCUACUAAGACAACUAUGGUGAGGCAACCUGGCACAGCUCCAGGGGGAAGCCUUAAGCACCACAGGCAACCUCCCCCAGUGAGAAGAUUUCCUAGCAAGCCUCCCACUUUGGGCAACCCCCAGGGGACUACAAAUAAAACCAGCCUGAACCCAGGUGUCACUUUGCCAUGGCCAAGGCCCACAGUUAAAGAGGGCGUGGACAGGAAAGUGGUGCUUCCUGGACACAUAGAAGAAGGCCAAGGGACAGGUCACUCAAACCAGUCCUGCAGCUGGCUGCACAGCUCCAGCACUCAUAUAGUUGAGGAUGGUUUGAGGAUAGACCAGCCUAAACCAGAAGAGCAGAAGGCAAGUGGCAUGCAGGCUGGGACCCCACCAGCUCCAGAUCGUAGGAAACAGCUGGAGGAGUGGUUGAUAUCCAAAGGCAGGAAAUACAAGCGGCCACCAAUGUCACAGCUUCGAAAGCAGGACGUGAUGCCAUCCUCUAGAAAGAUCAAAGCAAAAGAGAAUCAAGAGAAUCCAGAGCAGCACUGCCAAGCAACAAGCAACAGCAUAUUACCUGAGUGCCUGAAGCUCGUUGAGGAGGGUGUCCAUGCGGAGGAGCUCUGGGCAGUGCUGUCCCUUGUGCCCCAGGCAGAGAAAUUUGCCAGAUUCUGGAUCUGCCAAGCAAAGCUGCUGGCCCGGAGUGGCCCCUUUGAUGUGUUGCAGCUGUACAGAGAAGCAGUCAUUGCUGGGGCUGAGCCAGUCGAGGAGCUCAGGGAAACUGUUCUCAGGACCUUGAAGGACGCAGGCCACACACUGGAAGGAGAAGAGGCAGAGGAACCCAUUCCUCAGGAGCCUAGGAAGUGUGGUCCAGGUGAGAGACAGCCCACAGCGUCGACUCCAGGCCUGGCAGGGAGGCCCAUGACCUCCCUUCCCCUCUCAGUCAAGUUGCAGGUUACACCUGCAUCCAGAGCAAGGGACUUCCUGGAAGGCCCAGAAGUGAAAUUUCUGACACCUGUGCGGCGCUCACUACGCAUUGAGAGGGCUGGGAGUCACUACCCACAGUGGCUGAAGGACCAUGACCCUGUGGUGUCGUCCCUCAGUGAAAUCCUGGAUGCUGAGGAGGACACUUGUUUCCUUUUCCGGAGAAACAUGGCUUUGCCAGAAGUGACAGAGCUGGGGGGUUUGAGUUCAUAUCCCCUCUAGAGGUCCUGAGGGGUUCCCAGCAGGGACAGGCUGCCUGCCCACCAUGCUGCCUGGUACUCACUCGCCUGACUGCUCUUGCUCCCCUCAGAUGGAGAGGGGAGGGGGUGGCACCCAAGAAGCUUGUUUGAAAUAUCAAAAAUCUGUUUUAAGUUCUGCUUUUUGUUUUAAAUAUCUAAAAUCUGUUUUUAA